GUGCUCACUCUUCUUUCACAGAAUCUGAUAUAAUUAACUCACCCUCUAUCCUUUGCAGUUAUUCAAAUGACUCCAUGGGGUUUGGAAAAAUAAAAUCUUCAUCCCCCACACACUUUCCUUCCUUUCCACUUUCUACAAAUGGACUUUCUUCAGCAUGAUUUGAAGCUGAGCCAAUAAGCUGCAGGCUUUCAUUGCAUACAUUACUGGACGUUGGAAUUCAGCUGUGAGCUGAGAGACAUCUAAACAAAACACACAGUUCCCCGGCACACCCAGAGGAUUUCAGUGGGGAAGACAUGGAUUUUUCUGGUUGUGGGACUAUAUUUCUGACUAUCUUUAUCUCCCUACUUAUAUUCUUUAUGCUAUGGAAUAAAGUGUACAGGAGACGCAAACUUCCCCCGGGUCCCACCCCUCUGCCACUCAUAGGGAACUUGUUGCAAGUCAGGAAUGGAGAGAUGGCAAAGACUUUGAUGGAGCUUGGUAAGCAGUAUGGCCCUGUGUUUACUUUCUACUUUGGCUCUCAUCCUGUGGUAGUGUUCUGUGGAUAUGAUGCAGUGAAGGAAGCUCUUGUAGAUAAAGGAGAAGAUUUUGUUGGAAGGGGAAAACAGCCCACAGUGGACAGAGUCUUUCAGGGUUACGGACUGAUAACCAGCGAAGGAGAUCGGUGGAGGCAACUCAGACGUUUUUCACUAAAAACACUUAGGAAUUUUGGAGUUGGAAAAAGAACUAUUGAAGAACGGAUUAAUGAAGAAGCUUCUUGCCUUGUAGAGGAACUCCGGACAUACAAAGAGCUUCCAGUUGAUCCAGCUAUAAUAAUUUCUAAGGCUGUAACUAAUGUUAUUAGUUCAGUUGUGUUUGGGACACGGUUUGAUUACAGUGACAAGAGAUUUCACAGGAUGCUAGAUAUAUUUUAUGAAACUUUUGAACUCAUGAGCUCUGUUUGGGGACAGAUUCAGGACAUGGUUCCCAUGAUCAUGAACCACAUCCCUGGGCCUCACCAGAACAUAGUCACUCUGCUUGAAGAACUAAAUGAGUUUAUAACUGAAAGGAUAAAGCUCAAUCAAGAUACACUGGAUCCUAACUCACCAAGAGACUACAUAGAUUGUUUCCUUAUUAAAAUGCAAGAGGAGAAAGACAAUCCUGCAUCUGAAUUCAACUAUAAAAAUCUAAUGCUGACACUCAACAACCUGUUUUUCGCUGGAGGAGAAACUGUAGCCACUACUUUGAAACAUGGAUUGCUUGUACUUCUGAAAUAUCCAGAUAUUCAAGUCAAGCUUCAUGAAGAAAUUGACCGCGUGAUCGGACAGAACCGCAGCCCUAACAUUGAAGAUCGGAACAAGAUGCCCUAUACAGAGGCUGUGAUCCAUGAAAUCCAGAGAUUUGCCAAUGUAAUUCCGAUGAAUGCUCCCCAUUCAGCUACAAGGGACACUAACUUUAGGGGAUACACAAUCCCACAGGGUACCGGUGUCUGCGCCUUGCUUUGCUCUGUUUUGGGAGAUCCCAAGUACUUUGUCACUCCGAAUAAGUUCAACCCAAACCACUUCUUGGAUGCUGAUGGUCACUUCAUAAAAAAUGAAGCCUUUCUACCAUUCUCAACAGGAAAGAGAAUUUGCCUUGGAGAGGGACUGGCUAGGACAGAACUCUUUCUAUUCUUCACCAAUAUAUUGCAGAACUUUCAACUGACUUCUGACACCCACUUUACAGAGUCAGACAUCGCCCCAAGAAUGACUGGUUUUGCAAAUGUACCUAUUCCUUAUAAACUGUCAUUUGUUCCACGUUAAUAUUUCUUUACAGAUCCAGUAUGUCUACUUUUUAACUGCUACUUACAACCCCAAAAAUUCUUAUACUGUUGUACACUUUUUUUGGGGAGGACAAUGAAUGGGCAUAAAUAAAAUCUUCAUGAAAUAGAAUUUGAUUCUAAAAUGCCAGUAUGUCAGGCAUCCCCCCUCCCCCAGUGAACUCAAUCUCUAGGUUUUUAUGCUGCAAACUUUUGCAGUGCUUCUUUUAGGGAAGGAACUACAAAGACCCAGGAAAAAAAAACAUUUUUACAGGUAAUUGUUUUUUUUCUUAAAUCCAAGGAAAAAAUGCAGUGAAUAAGUUCAGUGGGGCAGGUGCAUAACAUUCACCUAGUAAGCAGAACCUUUUGUAUAAUAAAAGUCACAUUUUAUCAGCUAGACAAACUACAGAAACUGAACCCUGAAUUUCAAUAUGCACAUAACAGAUACUUUCUUUUUGCCAUUGUUCUUGAUUUCUCUUUAGUUGAAUUUGAACUUUCUAGAUGC
This is a messenger RNA of Xenopus tropicalis (tropical clawed frog), 2279 nucleotides long. RefSeq names its product cytochrome P450 family 2 subfamily A member 6 gene 10 (gene cyp2a6.10). Gene Ontology annotation, molecular function: monooxygenase activity; heme binding; oxidoreductase activity, acting on paired donors, with incorporation or reduction of molecular oxygen. NCBI's taxonomy places the organism in Eukaryota, Metazoa, Chordata, Amphibia, Anura, Pipidae. The transcript has 9 exons. The coding region runs from base 294 to 1778 and encodes 494 amino acids. The record is from RefSeq and is a predicted model, not a curated record. Gene Ontology annotation, cellular component: endoplasmic reticulum membrane.